AUGAUCAGCGCCGUAGCUGCCAGGAAAGCUGCAUUGGCAGCCAAAACUCAAUCGGAACCGCAACUACCGAUACCAGAGUCCAUAACCCCUCCACCACCGCAACCACCACUUCCCAAUGGAUCGCAGAAACGGAAAUCGACGGCUCAAAAACAAAAACCUCAGAAGAAAGCGCGAAAGCUGAAGCCCUUCGAGAAGUCGAACGGCCCUCGCCCGACGGAGCACGUUGUAGACGUGUUCAAGGACCAAACGGAUGUGAUUGUACUCCAAUCGGACUCGGAUGAUGAGUCGGACGAUGCGAUGAGCGUGUUGGGGGAGUCUGACAAAGAACCCGUUGUGGCGGCAGAGAAGCGAACAUGGUCUCCCAGUGCACCUAUGGAUGUCUCCUCUGACGAGGAAUCGCUGGACGAGAACGUAACCGGCUUGGAUACGUCCACUUUGUUCCCUCACCCCCGUCGCUCUCGUCAAACGGAGGAAAUUGUGUCUGCGUCCACUUUUCGGCCUGCUUUGGACAGAAACAUGUUCUAUCUAACUGAACAAGAAGCACCUGAUAUGGGAAUGGGCGAAAAGGGGACAUUACUCUGUCUGAACGCGGAGGAUUCACUCUGUCUUCUUGGUGCUUGCCAUCUGACAGUUCUGCACGGUUCGAUCCACCUAUUCGGUGCCACUCUUCGUCCUUCGCCUCGCCAAUAUCCGAUAUAUGCACCACGAUCAUCCCUUCUGCCUGUUUUGACGGCCAGCGGGGAUUCUUCAUCGGGUCUAAAAGUAGAAAAGCUACCACCCAGACUGCAAAGACUCGCCCAAUUUCCAGCUGUUAUUUUUCUGCAGGAACUCAAUACGGGGGUAGAGGGCUUAGGCUUGAUCUGCAGGACGUUCGAAGGCGUUUUUGAGCCGUCGAGAUGGUAUGACGGGAAGAAAAGUCAGUUCAACAUCGCCGGUCUCCAUAUGGUUACCCAAAUCACUAAGGAUGUUUCCUCUUUUACGAUUCCUGGCUCAUGGUCCGCUGCGCUAGACGGCAUCUCUACCCGAAAUGGCAUGUACAUCGUCAAAGGACCCAAGAACAGCGGCAAGAGCACCUUUGCCCGUACUUUGACUAAUCGACUAUUACAGUCUUACUCCAGGGUUGCUUUCCUCGAAUGCGAUAUUGGUCAAUCCGAGUUCACGCCAGGAGGCUUAGUUUCCCUAAACAUAAUCUCAGAACCAAUCCUCGGCCCUCCAUUUACGCAUCCGACUUUGCCGAAUCAUGCCCAUUUUAUUGGGUCUACGACCCCUCGAUCAACACCAUCCCACUACCUCAACGCUAUCUCGGCAUUGAUCCAAACGUACCGUCUCGAUAUCCAGAACCCGGCGAUCGACAUCGAUGCCGAUGACGAGCGUAUUUCCGACGCUAUCCCUCUCGUCGUAAACACUAUGGGUUGGUCGAAAGGCCUUGGUGCGGAUCUUACCCAAAAAAUAGAAAGCUUCCUGGAGCCAACGGACGUCUUCGACAUUCGAAUACCAGACUCCGAGCCGCUUGCUACAAACUCUUACGCCGCCUUCAAUUCAAGCUCGAUGACAGACGGCUCGAACGCACGAGUCCACGUCCUAGAGCCCACCACCACCCCACCUAUCACCGCUUUCACGUCGGCGGACCAGCGUACGAUGUCCACCUUGUCGUACUUCCACGCUCGUUUCCCUCUCGACGCUGUCCCGACCGAGUACGGCCAACUCACGGCAAGCUCGUGGGACACGAGCCGGCCACUCUGCGCCGUUCCACCGUACGAGAUCGACUGCGGAGUCGCGUUUGACAAAGUCAUCUUAUCCGGCGCUGGGACCGAGGACGUAGUAGAAGAGGAGAUCGGGCGCGUCCUGAACGGCGCGAUCGUCGGUCUCGUCAAAUGCGACCCCGGCACACUCGACGUUGAGCCCCCUGCGCCUAAUCCAGUUGGUAUCCCAUACUCGCGGCAAACCGAACCCCCAGAUCCGUCAACCUCCACGUGUGUCGGGCUCGCCCUCGUCCGCGGGAUCUCCAGCCCGUCUGACGACGCUACUGACACCGGUAACACGAAGACAUACCUCCAGCUGCUCACGCCCCUGCCGCAUGCCCUGCUUGCAGGCUCGCGCGUGCUCGUCAAGGGCGAGAUGGAGCUCCCGGUUUGGGGAAUGCUCGACUUCCGAGAGGAGGAAGAGGGCGACGUCGCGGGUGUAGAGAAGGAGAAUGUGCCGUAUCUGCAGUGGGGGAAGGCGCCGGAUGGGGCGAUGGGUGCGGAGAGGAGGAAGGUGAGGAGGAACUUGAUGAGGAGGGGACAGAUGUGA
Molecule: messenger RNA, 2292 nt
Organism: Cyclocybe aegerita
Lineage: Eukaryota; Fungi; Basidiomycota; Agaricomycetes; Agaricales; Hemipholiotaceae
Source: the annotation of a GenBank genome assembly